AUGGGACGGAUGUGCCUGGCGCAGCAGCUGACAUCGAUCGGGCCAGGCUCGUUCUCCCUCUUCGAGGAAAACAAAUUGCGUGAAAUGAUCGAUUUGGCACAUGAAAACAGCGUUUAUGUUUCGACUGGUGGCUGGGCAGAACACCUCCUAACCCACCCAGAUAAUGCAUCGGUCCUCGAAAAAUAUUUUGCAAAGUGCAAAGAUCUUGGGUUCGAUGUGAUAGAGCUAUCGGCAGGCUUCCUUUCGUUUCCCGAUGAUGAUUGGCUGCGGCUCGUUGACAAAGUACAUUCGUAUGGACUUAAGGCCAAGCCGGAAUUGGGUAUACAAUUUGGAGCUGGGGGAGACACGUCCGCCGAAGAACUCGAAGCCAUUGGUACCAGCGAUCCAGGUAAACUAAUCAAUCUUGGCCGGAAGUUCCUCGACGCUGGAGUCGAGCGACUCAUGAUUGAGAGCGAAGGCAUCACAGAGAAUGUCAAAAGCUGGCGGACAGAUGUCGCCUCCGCAAUAAUGAAGGAAUUACCUCCGGAAAGGGUUAUGUUUGAAGCUGCGGAUCCAUCGGUAUUCAACUGGUAUGUACGCGAGUUCGGCGUCGACGUCAACCUUUUCGUGGACAACUCGCAGAUUGUGCAAUUGAGCUGCCUCCGCCGUGGCAUCUGGGGAACGGCUGAUACAUGGGGCAAGGUUGUUUCCUAUAGGCCCGAAUGA
Messenger RNA from Uncinocarpus reesii 1704, 705 nucleotides. RefSeq lists its product as uncharacterized. The record is from RefSeq and is a predicted model, not a curated record. NCBI's taxonomy places the organism in Eukaryota, Fungi, Ascomycota, Eurotiomycetes, Onygenales, Onygenaceae. The transcript is spliced from 5 exons. Bases 1 to 705 code for a protein of 234 amino acids.